Molecule: messenger RNA, 3186 nt
Organism: Leishmania mexicana MHOM/GT/2001/U1103
Lineage: Eukaryota; Euglenozoa; Kinetoplastea; Trypanosomatida; Trypanosomatidae
Product: putative leucine-rich repeat protein
Exons: 1
Coding region: 1-3186 (1061 amino acids)
Molecular function (GO): protein binding
Source: RefSeq, a predicted model, not a curated record
AUGUCGACCUCACAGGCCUCACUAGUCGCGCCUCGCAGCUCUCCUCUGCAGUGCUACGCGCAUGUGUCCUCGCUUGACCUCACGCACAAUGCGCUUACAUCGAUUGCCGGCAUCGAUGCCCUACGGUGCCUGCGCUCGCUGCGACUCGCGUUCAACAAGCUGACUUCGCUGGCGCCGCUCUGGGCGUCGCCGUACGUAGCGCAGCUCGACGUGCUCGAUGUGAGCUCGAAUGAGUUAACGGAGUUGCUCUCCACAGAGGAUGUGCACGCCUUGAAAGGGCACCAGAUUCGCAUCGUCACGCACCCCACGCAGGCGCGCAGCGCUGCCCAUGGGUGCCCCAACGGCAAGUGGAGCGUGUACAAAACGAUGCGGCUGCGGGUUCUGUACGCGUCCGACAACCGAUUCUGCGAGGUGCCGAGUGCGAUCUACACCUUCACGCAGCUGACAGAUCUGCGGCUGAGCAGGAACGCGAUCGAGAGUGUGCCGGACGGCUUUCCGGUGCGGGCAUGUCUGCCGCAGUUGACGCGUUUAGAUUUGAGCAUGAACAAGCUCCCUGCUGCCAGGGUCGAGUCCGUGACAGCGCGCACCGAAGAGGUGGCAGAGUCUCCGCACCAUCGUCAUCGCACAUUAGCCGCAUCGCCGUCAUUCACACAAGUAAAAGGCGCCCGCCGGGCUUCGGCGCACCGUUCUCACGGGAGCACGGACCCCUCGGUGGGUGGACAUACUGCCGCCCUUUCUUCUGCACCCUCGAGUGCAUUGAAGACUGGGGACGGCGCCUCAUCGGAGGAGGCGGGGAGUGGCGCUAUGCACGGCGCCGAGUGCAGUCGUGACAUCCAGUCGCGUCUGCCAGGCGGAGUCAAAGAAAACGGUAGAGCGGCGACGGAGGAGGAUGAGGGCGUUUCACUGAUCAAUGGCUCCGGGCAGCGCCGCUCAUCGGCCUCUGCGGCCAAGGUGGCCGAUAACGCGGAGCCGGACGAAAGCCGAGGCACUCUGCUCCAGGUGAAGGCAGAUGCCGCGGUUUCACCUCAGCCGCCGACCAAAACGCGUCAUGAGAGUGCCUCAGUCAUAGCGUUCAGCCCGUCCACGCGGAAGGCGACCGCCUCUCUGCCCCCCACGACGCCCGCCAUCUCUACCAUAUCGGCUCGGAAGGCGCAGCAGCAAGACGCCGUCCAAUGCGUAGCCGAGAAUGUCUACAGUAUAGAUCUCAGCCGGUGGGCUGCGGUGGUGCGUCGACGGCUUGAGGAGGCGGUGCGGAGAUCGCCUGACAGCAACGCGAGUGGCGCACCGGGAGCCACGUCAACGUGCUCCAUGCACGAGCUUCUGGUGUCGCUCUCCGACACUCUCGGCGGAAACAGCAGCGGCGUUGGUGCAGCUGCGCUGACGCGCCAUCGACGCCGUUCGGUGGCCACAGCCCGCACGAUUGCAGCCCUUCUGCAGUGUCUGCCAUCGCACUCCCUGUUCUACAGCGAAGAGGCCCAAGUGCGUUGCCCGCCUCUUCUGCUGCUCACGGGAAUAUCCGCUGCCGUGGCGGCCGACGAAAGCGAACUGCUCCUCUACGAGGUGUUGGCCCUUCACAUUGUGCACAACUGCCUGUGCACUGCAAAGAGUGCCCCCGGUGGGGUGAGCCCGCCGUACGCGGCAUCCACGGCCUCCUCUCUGACCGUGAAUUCGUCUGACGUGAUGUCGCAGCAAGCGAGCACGUACGAGAGCAGCAGCGAGCCACUCCUCCGCGCCGAAGCGCCGGCGGCCGAUCGCGCGAUCAGCGGUGAACUGCCUCCCCUACGCCCAGGUAGCCCCGGAAGCGGUCGAGGUGGCGGCACGGCGCGGCAGCUGAAUUUCGCUGUGCCACUGCAAGCUGUUCACGUGAUUGCUUGCACAGACGCUGCAGCCACCCCUCACAGCUCCGCGUCGGCCUUGUGGGCCUAUCUCACCUGGCGGCAGCGCUGGGAGGCCGCCGUGUCUCGCCGCCGGUUCCCGAACAAGAGCGACUACGUCUGUGAGCUUGGGAAGCAGUCCGCGGAUGAGUCUGCGCCGCACCCGCUGCCGUCUAACACUCCGUCGGUGACGGCGGAAGCGAACGGCCGCGGCACUCCCGCGGCACCGCAUUGUGCGACAGCGAUGCCCCUUUAUCCCUUCACUGCGAACCCUCUCGUUCCACGUGCAUGGGAGGGGCGCGCGUUGCACGAGUACAGACCCGGGUCGUACUGCGCAGUGCCGCCUGCGUGGGAACUCCUCUACGAUCUUCUUCUCCGCCCAUCCACGCCGGAAAAGACAGCGCUGAAGCGACUGCACGUACCUGCCGUGCCGCCACUGUUGGCCGGGGUGGGCAGUCGUAUGCAACACGUGCGCGGCAUACCCGUCUCUCUCGCGUGCGUGCUACUCUGCGCCGUCGAUUCUUCGGGCUAUUCUGGGGCAUCGACGAUGUGCGCAUCUCCGACAUCGCCGGUGCUGCGCUGGCCUACGCAGGGCACUGGAGACCCUGCCGCUAGCGGCGCUGGCAACGGCACUUCCGCGAUCACCGCGUCCCACGCCCCGUGUGAGAGCGUCAUUCACCGCGCUCUCCAGUGGCGCCAACACAGCCAGCAGCUGUGGAGUCAUGUGGAGAGAGAAGUAAGCAUUGUCGCCGCGGAGCAGGUUACGUCGUGCAGCAUGCCGCUGUACAGCGCUGAGGAAGUACUUCAGAGCCAGCAGGCGGCCGUUGCCGCACUGAGCUCUCCGGACGCGUAUGAUACUUGCCUGCAGUGCGAGCUGUUCACGCAGAACGGCGUCUCAGAGGGGGCGCCUCAGACACAGUUUGGCAGUCUUGCUUCGGUGAAGCCGCUAUCGCAACCGCGUCGCUCUGCCUCGAGCGCUGCGGAAUCCUGCUCCACAGAGACAUGUGAAAGCGAGGCGGCAACCGUCACAGACAGGAUCAUGUGGUGCCGCGAAAGUGGAGGGAGCAGCAGACCCUCAGUGGUGGUUGGCGCCGAUGGCGGGAGCUCGCCAGCUGUUGCAGAGGAUGCGGUGAGCGGCGAGUCAGAUGAGCUAAGCAGCGUUGAAGCACAAGACGCUGCUGACGCAGCCGUGAGAUUCAACACGGCGUCCCGAUGGCAAUGCAGCGACGGCAACGGCAGCGCAGAGCCUUUGAUGGCCCGCAGAGAGUGUCCCGGCGGCUCUGUGAGAGCUGACGAGUGUGCGCCAGUGUAA